AUGGACUUGGAUAAAGAAAAUGACAGGGCGACUUCCAUUAAAAAAGUUGAAAGAAGAGUUAACGUGAGCCUAGCUACUAAGACAAAUGUUAUACAACGAUUGAAGAGUGGUGAAAAUGUUAAUGAUCUAUGUCGUGAGUGUGGAGUACAUCCUUCAACUGCCAGAAAGUGGAUAAAAAAAGAAAAAAUUAUUCAGGAUUUCUGUGAUGGAAAUUCACAAUUGAAUCGUAAAAGGCUGCGCGAUCCACACAAUCCUCAACUGAAUGAAGCGAUAAAAAUAUGGUUUGAUCAUUGCCGUGAGCAAGGGAUUCCCAUCAGCGGUCGUUUCGUUCAAGGGACAGCGAAGGCACUGAAUAUAAAAAUGGGAGGAAAUGAAAAGUUCAGUGCGAGUGAUGGUUGGUUAACUCGCUGGAAGAAUCGUUAUAAGAUUACGUCGUUCACAAUUUCGGGAGAGAAAUUAUCUGCAGAUGCACCAGCUGCUGAACGAUUCAAAGGUAUAUUUGAGAAAUUCAUCACAGAAGAAAAAUUAGCUCCUUGCCAGAUUUUCAAUGCUGAUGAGACGGGGUUGAAUUUUAAAAUGUUGCCAAAGAAAACUCUGGGAGCUCGUCAGGACCAUGGAGCAAGUGGCCACAAGAUGAAUAAGGAUCGUUUGACGAUUAUGCCCUGCACUAAUUACGAUGGAUCAUUGAAAUUGCCUCUUUUAGUCAUUGGGAAGUCAGCUAAACCUCGAGCAUUAAAAAACGUAUCUUACGAUACUUUAGGUAUAACUUACAGACAUCAAGCAAAAGCUUGGAUGAAUUGCUCAAUUUUUGAAGAUUGGUUGAAAACAAUUUUCGCUCCACGUGUUAAGGAAUUCUUAUUGAAGAGAGGUUUAUUACCCAAAGCUGUUUUACUGCUUGAUAAUGCUGGCUCUCAUUCCAAGGAUCUUAAUGAAGAUGGAAUUCGAGUGAUUUUCUUACCUCCAAACGUAACGUCACUCAUUCAACCACUGGAUCAAGGGAUUAUUGAGAAUUUGAAAAAGAAUUAUCGAUUUCACUUCUUACUGUCAUUGAUAACUGAACAAGAAAAGGGAAAAUCACUCGUGGAAAGUUUGAAGGAAAUAACAAUUAAAAAUGUUAUUGAUUGGAUUGCUAAGAGUUGGGAUGAUAUCAGUUCAUCAACAAUCCAUAAGUGCUGGAAACCCUUAAUUGCCGAGACAUUUGGGAAUCAACUCCAAGUACACGUGGAGGAACAGCAGAUACAAAUGUGUGAAUUUUUAAGCAUGUUCAUACGUCUGCAAAAUGCUGGCACAAUAAAUGAGGAUGAGGUGAGAGACUGGGUGGAGACAGCGGAUAAGGGUGAUGAGUCCCACGAGCUUCCGGAUGAUGAAAUUAUAAGUCGAGUUCAACCAGCGAUUGAUGAUGUUGUGAUGAACGUGGAGAAGGAUGGAGAUGAUUCCAAAAUAUGUGAGGAUGGUCAACCUGGAGAAGAAAACACCCUAGAGUCUGAUAACUGUGAUCAGCCGACUAAUAAUGAGGAACUCUCGGGUUUAAUUAUGGGCCCGGAUGCUGCGAUUGAGGCUGUGGAUUCCUUGUUGGACUUUUUCGAGUCGCACGGUUCAUUAACGCCUGAAGAAAUGACGGUUUUAUGGAAUGUGAGGUACAAAGCUGCUGUAAUUAAAUAUAAUUCUUGA
This is a messenger RNA of Diachasma alloeum, 1671 nucleotides long. Its product is annotated as jerky protein homolog-like. NCBI's taxonomy places the organism in Eukaryota, Metazoa, Arthropoda, Insecta, Hymenoptera, Braconidae. The record is from RefSeq and is a predicted model, not a curated record. Gene Ontology annotation, cellular component: nucleus. Gene Ontology annotation, molecular function: DNA binding. The transcript has a single exon. The coding region runs from base 1 to 1671 and encodes 556 amino acids.